Aspergillus pseudotamarii is the source of this 1224-nucleotide messenger RNA. RefSeq lists its product as uncharacterized. NCBI's taxonomy places the organism in Eukaryota, Fungi, Ascomycota, Eurotiomycetes, Eurotiales, Aspergillaceae. The transcript is spliced from 5 exons. The record is from RefSeq and is a predicted model, not a curated record. Bases 1 to 1224 code for a protein of 407 amino acids.
AUGUCGCCUGAUGAGCUCGACGCCCUGCUCGCGGCGCCGGCUCUCGCACCACCACCCGGGGUCUCGCCCAAUUUCGACAAUCCUUCCCGCCACAAUGACUAUGCUUGGGGUAUCACAACGGUUUGUAUGGUCAUCGCGACUCUGUGCCUCUUUCUACGCUGGUACGUCCGGAUCUGGCUGGAUCGGAGAGUGCGCAUUGAAGAUGUUUUGACAAUUGGCGCAUAUGGAGCCUAUUGGGGUACUGCGUACGCUGCCUAUGGGAUGAUUUAUACUCCUGGCUACUACGUCCACACAUGGGACCUUCGUAACCGAGACCUUAUCCGACCGCUCUAUCUCAUCUUAGUGUAUGGCUGUUGCUACUCCGCAACCCUUCCCCUGAUUAAGACGGCCAUUUUGAUGGACUGGUGCCGGGUAUUUGUCUCCGUUAACCGAUCGAAGAGCUUCUUCUGGUGGGGAUGCAUGGCUGUGUCAUUCGUUCAAUGCCUGUGGGGGCUCCUAUGUAUUGUCCUGCUCAAUAUGCAAUGUCGCCCGCACCGAGCCAUCUGGGAAUUCUAUCUUCCGAGUAAAUGCUACUCGCUCCCAAACGUAAUGCUCUGCUCCGCGAGUGUGCAAGUCAUCUCCGACAUAUGUAUGUUCUUGCUGCCGCAGAAGAUGAUAUGGAGCCUCCAUAUGAACUGGCAGAAGAAGAUGGGAAUUUCAAUCAUUUUUGGUGUCGGGAUUCUCGCCUCAAUUGCAGCCUGCUUCCGCCUAGCCCACACCGUCACCUUCGCCAACUCAACCGACAGCAUGUACUUCAUUGGGCCACUUCUAUUCUGGGCCUGCGCCGAGAUGACUUGCGGUUUCUUCAUCUUCAGCGUGCCCUGCCUAUCGAAGCUCGCCAUGGAGUCUGGGCUCCGAAGCAGAUUGUCCAGUGCUCUCGGCCUCAGCGGCAAGUCCAUCAGCGGUCCUUCUAACCAGGGCGGAAACUCCAAUUCUGGGCCUCGCUCCAAGCCCAAGCCGAAGCCAUGGACGAUGUCGGAAACGAAGUACUCAAGGAUUGAGGAGGGCAGUGUGAUCCCACUAACAAACGUUUCAGUAUCGCAGAAUGAUCCGGGCGAGGGGCGCCUUUCACGCGAUGGGAACAAGUCUCCAAUUGGGGUGAUCCGGACAAUGGAUGUCGACGUCAGGUCUACCGAUGGCUCUGGUGUUAAGCUCCAGGAUCACCGCGUACCUUGGGAGUAUUGA